Brachypodium distachyon (stiff brome) is the source of this 2642-nucleotide messenger RNA. Its product is annotated as 9-cis-epoxycarotenoid dioxygenase NCED5, chloroplastic. Gene Ontology annotation, biological process: carotene catabolic process. The transcript has a single exon. Lineage: Eukaryota; Viridiplantae; Streptophyta; Magnoliopsida; Poales; Poaceae. Gene Ontology annotation, molecular function: carotenoid dioxygenase activity. The coding region runs from base 97 to 1959 and encodes 620 amino acids. Gene Ontology annotation, cellular component: chloroplast stroma. The record is from RefSeq and is a predicted model, not a curated record.
UCAUCUCUUCUUCUUCCUCUUCUUCCUCUUCUUCUUCUUCCUCCAGCUACAACGCCACCGCAAUCAGCAACGAUCCAAGCUCUGUUCUACUGAACGAUGCAGACUCUGUCCGCCCAAUCCCCUUCCUCUUCUUCUAUACACAGCCAUGGCCGACAGCCAUGGACGACCACGACGAGGCGGAGCAAUUCCGUCCGCUUCUCGCCCCGAGCGGCGGCGGCGGCGAACUCCGUGCUCAGCGCUCCUCCGCCCGCCGCCUACAUCCCUUCUCCGGCGCCGGCAGUCAGGAAGAUAAUCCCGGGCUACGAGUCAUCCCCAGCCCCCUCCGUGGCGGCGCCCAUUGCCCCGCCGGAGACGAAGAAGAACGACAACCCCUCCACCCUUCCCCGCCGCGAGCUCAACAUCUUCCAGCGGGCGGCGGCCAUGGCGCUCGACGCCUUCGAGGCCGGCUUCAUCGCCAACGUCCUCGAACGCCCCCACCCGCUCCCGCGCACCGCCGACCCGGCCGUCCAGAUCGCCGGCAACUUCGCGCCGGUGGCCGAGCAGCCGCCGCUCACCGCCGCGUCCCUCCCAGUCACCGGCCGCAUCCCGCCCUUCAUCUCGGGCGUCUACGCCCGCAACGGCGCCAACCCCUGCUUCUCCCCGACCUCCGGCCACCACCUCUUCGACGGCGACGGCAUGGUCCACGCCGUCGCCAUCCGGUCCGGCGCCGCCGUCUCCUACUCCUGCCGCUCCACCGCCACCGCGCGCCUCUCCCAGGAGCGCGCCGCCGGGAAGCCCCUGUUCCCGAAAACCAUCGGCGAGCUCCACGGCCACUCCGGCAUCGCCCGGCUGGCGCUCUUCUACGCGCGCUCCCUCUGCGGCCUCCUCGACGCCUCCCAUGGCGCCGGGGUGGCCAACGCGGGGCUCGUGUAUUUCAACGGGCGGCUGCUCGCCAUGUCCGAGGACGACCUCCCUUACCACGUCCGCCUCACCGCCGCCGGCGACCUCGAGACCGUCGGCCGGUACGAUUUCGACGGCCAGCUCUCCUCCGCCAUGAUCGCGCACCCGAAACUCGACCCUGCCUCCGGCGAGCUCUUCGCCCUCAGCUACGACGUCAUUAAGAAGCCCUACCUCAAGUACUUCUUCUUCGACUCCGGCGGGAAGAAAUCGAACGACGUGGAAAUCGAGCUCGAGCAGCCGACAAUGAUCCACGACUUCGCCAUUACCGAGAACUUCGUCGUGAUCCCCGACCACCAGGUCGUCUUCAAGCUCGGCGAGAUGUUCCGCGGCGGGUCCCCCGUCGUGCUCGACGAGGAGAAGACCUCGAGAUUCGGGAUCCUCCCCAAGUACGCCGAGAGCUCCGACGAGAUGAUCUGGAUCGACGUCCCGGAUUGCUUCUGCUUCCACCUCUGGAACUCCUGGGAAGAAGACGACGAGGUCGUCAUCAUCGGGUCAUGCAUGACGCCAGCAGACUCCAUCUUCAACGACUCCGGCGCCGACGACCUCUCGAGCGUCCUCACCGAGAUACGCCUGAACCUCCGCACCGGCGAAUCGCGCCGCCGCGCGAUCCUGCCGGAGACGGAGCAGGUGAACCUCGAGGUGGGGAUGGUGAACCGGAACUUCCUCGGCCGGAAGACCAAGUACGCGUACCUCGCGGUGGCGGAGCCAUGGCCGAAGGUGUCCGGGUUCGCGAAGGUGGAUUUGGCGACGGGGGAGAUGACGAGGUUCGACUACGGCGAAGGGCGGUUCGGCGGCGAGCCCUGCUUCGUGCCCGUCGACGGCGCGCACGCCCGCGCCGGAGCCGAGGACGACGGCUACGUGCUCACCUUCGUCCGGGAUGAGGUCGCCGGGACCUCCGAGCUGCUCGUCGUCAACGCCGCCGACAUGCGGCUCGAGGCCACCGUGGCGCUGCCGUCGCGGGUCCCCUACGGCUUCCACGGCACCUUCAUCCCCGACGCCGACCUCCAAGCCCAGCAAUAGAUCACGAUUCCUUGGUUCUUUGAUUAAGAUUCCGCCAUUGGAGGAGUCCUCGAGCUCGCUCUGAUCGCGUGUUCUCCGAGCUUCGAGGAAGCAGAGCAGAACAGAGGAGAAGCAGAGGAGGAAGAAGAGAUGGACAGAAAAAAAAAUUGGGAGGGAAAAGGUUUACCAGAGGGAGCGACUGACAGGUGGUCCCCGGAGGCUGUUUUCCCGGCCCCACGCAGAUAUCCAGUUAGCGGCGGUUACUCGGAUCACUCACUUCUCCUCUUUCGUCAGAUCAUCUCUUGGUUGAUUUUUUGGUUACUUUUUUUUUUACUUUUUACCUUUUUACUACUAGUACUCCAGAUGGUAAAUUACAGUAGGCUUAACAAGGGAGAGGGGAGCUAGAGAGGAAGAGCUUGAAGCUUUGGCACUGUUGUGUGUACUGUACAGAGUGCUGGGAGCUCAGCUGGUUUCUGUUUUAUUUUCUUCUUCUUUUUUCUAAGGAGAGAGGAAUGAAACCACCACCCAGUUGCUUGAGCUUGGAGCUUGGGCAUGAGUGACUGAGGUGUUGCUGGGGGCUCAACUCAAUUCCAUUUCUCCAGUGUACAUGUAUAAAGUGUAAACACUCCCUGAUGAUGAUCAUGUCAUGUGCAUUAGUACUAGCUAGCAGCAAUAAAUUAAAGCUUGAUGCUUCUGCCAUUUUA